CAUGCGCACGCUUAACCCAGCCGCGCGCCGCCACCACGUAAACAUGGACGCCUGAAUUCCGUCUUAUAGCGAAUUAUCAGCUGUGAAAAUGGCGACCGGGAGCACAAAUCCUUUCAUGGUAUGAUACUGCUGACCUGAGAUCCCCAACAAGUUGACAGCAUCCAAAUACCCCUUGACGAUAUACACUCUGUCUCUACUCUAUUGGGAGCUGAGUAAAUGAAGGUUUGAUGCAACAGAGUGCCAUAAAUGCUACACAAUAACUAAUCAGGCAACAUGGAGGAUCUCCAUCGCACUACAUGUACAGAAUUGGAACGACUAGCUGCUGCUGCAGCCACUAUGGGCUACUCUGAAUCUCUAGCAGCUACUCACCAACCUCCCCUCUCUGUCAGUGCCCCUGUUCUGCCCCCUCAGUUUCCUCCUGAUCACUAUCAAUGUCAAUACACCCGUCAUGACACACAUCCCAGACCCACAUACGAUCAAGUGCCAAGACCACCACCCAUAGCCCACCACCAGCCUGCACCACCAGCACAUGCUGUCCCUACCAUACAGUUUGUCACAGACCGCACUCCACAUUAUGGAAGAGGGCAGUUUGUUUCUAUGGUUGAGAUGCAGUACAAUAAUCCCCCUAUUGUUGCAAUUACUACACAUCCUGAGCCACAAUACCAGCCUCCUCCGCCUCUUGAACCUGUACCGCAACCUGUUUUACCAACACCUGCAGCUGUUACAGAAAACAUAAUAAAGGGAAAGAAGAAAUCAAGUUCAGUGUCAGGAAAGAAAAGAAAGAAUAGUGAUCGAAAUAAAGAUGGGUCUGUUGAUGGGGAUCACCUUGAACGAGAUGAUGAAAAGGACUUGAAUGUGUUAGAAUUGCCUUCACCUAUUGCAGAUGCUGGAGGUGGCUUUAUAUUUCCAUGUGUUUUGUGUGGUGUGAAUUUGCCUUCUCCUGAAGCCUGGCAAGACCAUAGUGCAGAACAUUCCAAUAAUGUAAAUCGAAGGAGAAAUGGACUAUCUCUUGAGGUCAAAAUUGAAAUAAUCAAAAGAAUCAACAGUGGUGAAAAACAGUCUGACAUGGCAGAAGAAUAUAUGGUUAACCGUUCAACAAUCAAGUCAAUAAUGAAAAAAUCCAGUUGUUAUUUACAGUGUUGGAAGAAAGGAAUGUUUCACCCUGACAGUAAGCGGUUGAAAGGGCCCAAACGUGAGGACAUUGAAGCAGCUCUCUACUCUUGGUACAGACAAGCUAUUGCAACUGGUGUUCCUGUCUCUGGUCCCAUCCUAUGCACGAAGGCCCUUGCUUUUGCCAGCAAACUUGGUCACACAGAUUUCAAAGCUACCCAUGGAUGGCUAGAUCGUUUCAAGAAAAGGAAAAACAUUGUAUUUGGUAGAGCACCAGCAAGGAGAAAGAGAGAAGAGGAGGAUAACAGUACUCCAGAACUUAAACCUGGUGAGUGGCAAACAUCUGUAUUACAACAGUUGUUACUGGAAUAUGAUCCUGGUGACAUAUUUGCUGUUGAAGAAAUAGGAAUUCUUUAUCGCACUUUACCAACUACUGCACCUUCUCUCUGUGGUGAAAGAUGUUCAGGAGGUGUUCGCAGUAGAUUGCGACUAACAAUUUUGUUAUGUGGUAAUAUGACCGGAGCAGAAAAGUUUCCAUUACUUGUGGUGGGUAAACAUCCAAAGCCAUCCAGCUUUCGUCAUGUGAAGAGUCUCCCGGUGCAAUAUGUAGCUAAUCAGAAAGCUUGGAUGACAAGUGAUAGUUUUGGUGCUUGGCUUCAAGAUGUAGAUUCUUGGUUUGUACAACAAGGGCGACGUGUAGUAGUAAUUGCAUCAUCCUUACCUAUACACUCCAAACCUCCUGGAGGGUUACGUUCUGUUCGUUUAGUCACUGCUCCUCAAGGAUUUCUUGGUCCAUUGCGAUAUGGUGUUAUAACAACCUUUAAGCAAACCUAUCGAAGUGGCAUACUGGAAACAUUGAUAAACCAGUUGCAGCGAAAUGACCCCACACAUAACAAACGUGCUCGGCGGCCCAAUACAAAGUUGAGCUUGCUCACUUGUUUACAUCAGCUUGCAACUGCAUGGCAUAGUGUUACAGACACUAUCAUCAGUGCUAGUUUUACACGGGCAGGUGUUAGCAAAUAUGGAGCAUGGGGAGCACCACCUCCACCUCCAGACACAGUUAUGGGAGCUGAAAACUUGACACUAUUACAUCGUUUAAGAACAUUAGGUCUUCAUAUUCCUGAUAUGACCUUUGAUGAUUUUAUCCAUUUUGAUGAUGAUGUGCAAAUAUGUAACCUUAAUAAUGAUGAUGAUAUUCUGGCAAUUGUCACUGGAGCUGAUAAAGAUGAUGACUUGCGGUAUGAUGAUGAAGAUGAUGACGAGGAUAACAGUGAUGAUAAAAAGGAAGAGGAAGAAGAAAGUGGUCCUUCCUUAAGUGAUGUAGAAACUGCUUUUGCAACACUGCGACGACACAUCCAGUAUCGGGAAGGUGCUCAAGCGAUGUUCCGAGUUCUAGCUCACUUGGAGUAUUUAAUAUAUAAAGGUCAGGUAGGUGGAAAGGGGGUUGGAGUUCAACCUACAACACCUAACCCUCAUUAGUCCCCAUUCAUUCAGUUGUAUUUCAUGCAUCUUUCAUUAACCCGUCCACUUCUUCUUGCCUUGGUCAUACAGUCCAAGUCAAUAUUUGACAUUUAUAAUAUAUCAUUUUUUAAAUAUAGAAAUAUACUCAGAAAAGUAUGUCACAUUUAAUCCUGUUUGAUCCAUUCUAAUUUUGUGUAUUGAUAUCUAUUCAGUCACUUUCAAUCUAGGGUUUUGCCCAUGUACAUUACAUAGAAAUAAAAGCCCACUAGGCUUUUCACUUUCUAUAACAUAAUCAUCCAGCAGUGUACUUGUCAUAGGCAAUUAUUCUACCCCAAUAUCAUCCAAUUCCAUUAACCUUGCUACCUUCAUUUCAUGGAAAUCAAAUCCCUCCUGAGUUAACAAGUACAGUAAAUAGGCUAUUAACUACGGUAAUUGUAAGUUUUACAACCCCCUAUCAUUUUCAUGUUUUUUCAUUCAGUGGAGCUGGUCAUUAGUCAUCCUGCCUUAUGACUGUGCCUGCAUCUUAUAGAAAUAUAUAGCACGAAUCUCAACACGCCGUGCUCAUACUCAGCUAGACUAUACAUGAUCAGCUCAUCUUACGUGGUGUGAUGUUACAUCACUGCUCUCAACUGUUCUGUAGUGUCUUGAUGAAAUUGUAAGCUGCCUCUUAUUUUCCCAUUGAACUGUGCCAAAGUUUCCUUGAAUACAUCUUUACUUAUGAUAUUCCAUUUCCAGUUUAAUAUUAUCUACAUGAUCAGAAGGCUUUCUAGGUUAGACCACAUCAGUUCCCCUCAGGCAAUAUCCUGUUCUUCCCAAGGAUGAGACCAGACACAACCAGGUUAGGUCGACAUUUACUCACCAGAGCAGCAGAAAUUUUUGUGAAUGUGCCUGCCAGGCCAUAGUGGGGAAGGAGAAACACUCAGCAUUACACUAUCCUGCCCAGGAUAACCUCCAGAAGGUUCAUUCAUUUACACUCAAAACCCUUCGAAGCUUUAUUCAGUCUCAGUGAGUAUCUUAGGUAUCACUCUGCUAACUGUGAGAUGGUUCUUUCUUCCUGCAUACACUAACUUCACUAGACAAGAGACAUUAUUAUUAUUCAUUUAAGUGAAUUUUGUUAUCAUUCAGUCUGAGACAUUGACCUAGGAAGCAACCUGGUUUCUGUUUGAUCAUUUUUAAUGUUUUGGUGACCAAGUCUGUUGGCACAUACCUUUUGAUUUGGGGCAUUUUGAGUGUGAUGUCUGCAUUGUAUUAGGUUUGUUGAGGUUGUGAAGGGUACUAACUUUUUAGUGGUUCACAGGUUUUUUCAGUCCUGGUCAGACUAGGCAGGAUUAUGUGUUGCUCUGGUUAAGGGACAAGAAUGAUGCAUUAGACCUGGAACUUACUGUGUUUAAAUUCUGUUUUUGUUGCAUUUUCCUUCUAGCAGGAAAUCUCUUAUUCUCUGUGGGAGAAUGACAAUUGUUUUGCAUAUACAGUACAGGGGUACCUUGGUUUAAGAGUUUAAUCCGUUCUUGGAGAUAGCGCGUAACCCGAAAACUCAUAAACCGAAGCUAAUUUCCCCAUAAGAAAUAAUGGGAAAUGAUGUUGACCAGACCACACAUUAGAAAGUGAAGG
This is a messenger RNA of Procambarus clarkii (red swamp crayfish), 4182 nucleotides long. The record is from RefSeq and is a predicted model, not a curated record. Lineage: Eukaryota; Metazoa; Arthropoda; Malacostraca; Decapoda; Cambaridae.